Messenger RNA from Colletotrichum karsti, 597 nucleotides. RefSeq lists its product as uncharacterized. The record is from RefSeq and is a predicted model, not a curated record. Gene Ontology annotation, biological process: autophagy; autophagosome assembly. The coding region runs from base 1 to 597 and encodes 198 amino acids. Gene Ontology annotation, cellular component: phagophore assembly site. The transcript has 3 exons. Lineage: Eukaryota; Fungi; Ascomycota; Sordariomycetes; Glomerellales; Glomerellaceae.
AUGCAGACCCAGAACCCCCCAGAAUUCAUCCUGGACGCCUUCGCGGACCCGGCGUCCGUAAGGGACGUCGUCAAAGGAAUCCUUCACACAAUCUUCUUCCACCGCUUCUUCCCCGCCGUCGUCCCCUACACCCGCGAGGUCCUCGACCUGACCCUCCCCUACGUCGACGACGUCGAGCUCGAGACCAUGAUCGACCAACGCGCCGCCGCCCUCGCCCGCCAGCUCGACGCCGAGCGCUCCUCCAACACGGGCCUCGGCGGCGGCGGCGGCAGCGGCGGGCGCGGGCAGCUCAACGUCCAGUUCUUCGAGAAGAAGCGCAGGAAGGCCUGGCUCAUGCGCGGCGACGAGGAGGUCUGCUGGGAGUGCUGGACGCUCAAGGUCACCGUCGCGGAGCCCAGGACCGAGACGGAGAGGGCAAAGGUCCGCAAGGCCAUGGAACAAACGCUCAUGACGACCGUCAUGAAGGUCAUCACCUUCGUCAACGCCCACAAGGACCACAUCCCCCCGAUAACGACGCAGGGCUCCAACCCGUUCCCCUACCAGAUCAACAUCAACCAGAAGGAGAGCGGCUGGGCCACGAGGAUGGGGAUAUACUGA